AUGAACAACGGAUUGGAGCAGAUUCCCAGGGAUGCCUUCGUCCUUCCCGACCAGCAACUCGCGGACGAAUUGGUGGAUGCUUACUUCGCCCAUGUCAACCCCGGCUGCCCGAUAAUCGACGAGGACGUGUUUAUGGCACAAUACAAAGGUCGAGAUCUCUCAGACCCUCCCUCGCUGCUGCUUCUUCAGGCCAUCCUCCUUGUGGGUGCGCAUGUGUCUCGCCCUCGCCCACAACGCGAUUCGCUAAAGACCGCCUUUUUCCGCCGGGCCAAAAUAUUGUUCGAUUCGCGCGUUGAACGGAAUCGGGAUAUUCUUGUCCAGGCAGCCCUUCUUCUCACCUGGUAUUCCGAUCCUGUUGAUGAUGACGUCUCCGCAAACGCUCACUACUGGGUUGGGGUGGCUGCCAGAAUCGCAACGGGCUUGGGAAUGCACCGCAAUGCGAGCUCUAGCAGGAUGGUGUCGAUUGAUAAGCGCAUGUGGCGGCGGGUUUGGUGGAUCUUGGUUCAGUUCGACGUUAUGGUAUCCCUAUUGUAUGGAAGACCUCAGGCUGUCAACUUGGAGGAUUGCGAUGUUCAGCCUCUUACUGCGACGGAUUUCGAAGGUUGUGGGAGCCGCGUUCAAAUUGAUUAUGUGAUACACUAUACCGAGCUUUGCACCAUGAUUUCGUUCAUCGUGAAAGAAAGAUUUGGGUUGCGAAUUCGGUUCGAAUGUCCUCUGCCGACUCCGGUUCGUGGCCGGCUCUCCUCCAUCUGA
Histoplasma mississippiense is the source of this 753-nucleotide messenger RNA. RefSeq lists its product with no specific name. Gene Ontology annotation, molecular function: zinc ion binding; DNA binding. The coding region runs from base 1 to 753 and encodes 250 amino acids. Lineage: Eukaryota; Fungi; Ascomycota; Eurotiomycetes; Onygenales; Ajellomycetaceae. The record is from RefSeq and is a predicted model, not a curated record. Gene Ontology annotation, biological process: DNA-templated transcription. The transcript is spliced from 3 exons.